This is a messenger RNA of Adelges cooleyi (spruce gall adelgid), 870 nucleotides long. RefSeq lists its product as uncharacterized. The record is from RefSeq and is a predicted model, not a curated record. The transcript is spliced from 3 exons. NCBI's taxonomy places the organism in Eukaryota, Metazoa, Arthropoda, Insecta, Hemiptera, Adelgidae. The coding region runs from base 240 to 779 and encodes 179 amino acids.
UCUCCAAAACAUUUUUGAAAAGUAUGUUAGAACAUGCUGAACACGGAAGAGUAGCAUACUAAAAUUAUGUUAUAACUUUUAUAAAAUAAACAUCUCAUUCAAUACAAUGCAAAAUGAAUCAUUCAAGUGCGUCAUCAUCAAACAACAAUAGAAAUCUUUGAUAAGCAAUCGUGUCUUCAGACGUCGUUGGAUUAGCACAAGCGAAUACGACUACUGGAUAUGGUUUUUCUGUAACCGGAAUGCGUCUUCCAGGAGAUGAUUUAGGAUUUUUGACAGUAAACUACGAAGAGGAUCAAGUAUAUAAAGGCGCAAACCCGGACUUUAAAAGACGCGACCUUGUGCUCAACGGUUGGACAAAUCCAGGAGCCACAUUUGGAUGUCAAGAUAUAGUCAUUAAAUGGUAUAACAUGAAUGAUCUAGAGAUCAAUGGCAAACAAAUUCUAGGAGUUAAUGGAAUCGAUGGAAUAGUAAUCGAUUACCACGAAGAAGGAGGAAUUACAGUGAAUGGUCAACCAAAAGAAGGAUUCCAAGGUCUAAAAGCAGCGGGACAAACUGUUUUGAGAAUGCCAGGCAAAUACCCACCAGUGAAACUAUUUGAAAAUUCGGAAGUAACUAUAGAGAGAAAUCGCAAUGGAAUCAUAAUCGGUGGUGAAAUAGUUCCAGGAAUUGGUGAACGCGAGGAUGCUGUGGUAGAUAUCCUUGUAAAUGGAGGAAUCGCUGUCAAUGGUAUAAAAAUAAAAGGAUUUGAUCAUAUAAAACGACCAAAACCAAGUACUUAAAUUAUAUAAAUAGUAUAUAACUAUUGUUAUUACCUCGUAUAAAAUAUAGUGUACUAAACUAAUUUUAAAAAUGAAUCAUUUUUGUAAAAUC